AAAUUCUCCGAUUGGUUAAGCUAGUCACGUGACGAAUAAAAUCUUCAAUGAUUUGCAUUUAGUUCGGUAGGUGGCGAUACCAAGGAAACACAGUAAGUCAUCAAAAAUUCCAAAGUGUAUCGGUGAAUAAAUGGAGGACUGAUCAUAGAAAGGCUCACACUCAUGAAAGCGAAAUUGUAUUUUUUCCUUAAUUAUAAAUUCCAAUAAUAUAAUUAUAGAAAAACGAACUAUUUUAUCAAUGACUAAGAUUAUAUAGUUAUAAAGUUACGUUUGUGCUCAUAUUAUUUUUUAUUUUCUCGUGAAUGAAUUUAAUUAAAUAGUGUUAAUCAAUUAUUGUUAUAACCAUAAUUAUAUUCGUAAUACGAUCGUAAAUAUUCGUUAAAUUAAUAAAAAACCGGUUUAAAAUUCUCAAGUGCUAAUAUAUUUUGAGUUAAAAUGUCUCAAAUUUCCUGUUGUAUUAUGUUUUAUGUAACGUGAUGGAAUUAUAUUAUUGAUAAAAUUUUGUACCAAGUAAAUGGGGAGGAUCUUUAUAUCCACACAUUCGAAUGAUCAAUGGACUUCCGUGUUGAACUUUUACUAUCAAUAUUUCAUCUGGUGUAUCGAUUUCGUCACAACGGAAGAAAAUGAUCAAUUGUAUUGUCAAUCCCGGUGGAAUGAUAUUUUUAUUCUCGAUCACGGGUUUUAUCACAAUCCAGAAUUUAGAAUGAUAUGGCUGUUUUCUUAAAUAAUAUCUUACAGCAUUUAUUUCUGAAUUAAAAAAUGGCUGAUGAAGAAGAAGAGAAAGAAUAUAGAUGGGAGACUGGUUAUGAAAAGACAUGGGAAGCUAUCAAAGAAGAUGAUCAUGGAUUAUUGGAAGCAUCAGUUGCAGAUAUUAUUCACAAUGUUAAAAGAAAGCGUCAGAUGGAAAAAAAGGUUGGUGCUAGAUUAGGAAUGAUGAGGCAUAUUUAUGUAAUUCUUGAUGCUUCAGAAUCAAUGUCUAUUCAAGAUUUAAAACCAACUCGUUUUUUAUGUUCAUUAAAGCUUUUAGAAGAUUUUAUUGAAGAAUUUUUUUAUCAAAAUCCUAUUAGUCAGUUAGGAGUAAUUAUCACAAGGAAUAAAAGAGCAGAAAAAGUUAGUGAAUUAACUGGAAAUUCUAAAAAACAUAUUAAGGAAGUACAAAGUAUGCAACAAAUUACUCCAGCAGGUGAACCUUCAUUACAAAAUUCUAUAGAACUAGCUUUAAAAUCAUUACGUCUUCUACCAUCACAUGCUAGCAAAGAAAUACUUAUAAUAGUGGGAGCACUUACAACAUGUGAUCCAGGAGAUAUCAAUGAAACUAUUAAAAAUAUGAAAUCAGAUUCCGUCAGGUGUAGUGUGAUAGGAUUGGCUGCUGAAUUAUAUAUUUGUAAAAGAAUGGCUACAGCAACUGGUGGAGAGCAUGGUGUUGCACUAGAUGAUAAACAUUACAAAGAACAAUUAAAUAUGCAUAUAGAUCCACCACCAGCUGCUACUAGAUUAGAUGCUGCUCUUGUAAAAAUGGGUUUUCCUCAUCAUGCAUUACAUUCUUCUACAAAUGAUUCAGCUAUGGCAGUUUGCAUGUGUCAUGCAGAAAGUUCAGAUGAAUCUGUUAAACUUCUUAGUACAGGAUAUCUCUGUCCUCAAUGUCUCAGCAAACAUUGUGAACUUCCAGUAGAAUGUAGAGCAUGUGGAUUAACUUUGGUAUCUGCUCCACAUUUAGCACGAUCUUAUCAUUAUUUAUUUCCUGUUGAACCUUUCAAAGAAGUUGAAUAUAGGAAAGAAGUUACAUUUGAGCAUCCUUCAAUUUGUUAUGGUUGUCAAAAAAUAUUUUCACAAAAAGAUAAAAAGGUGUAUAUUUGCAAUAAAUGUAAUCAAACAUUUUGUUUAGAUUGUGAAAUAUUUAUUCAUGAAUCUUUACAUACAUGUCCAGGCUGUGCUACUAAUCCUGAUACAUAUCAAAAACCCACAGAUAGAAUUUAAUUUAUUUAAUGUAUGUAAAAUAAAAUUAAUAAUUUUAAUAAUUUUUAUUUAAUAAUUUAUUUUAAACGAAAUAGAAAAUAUUAUAACUUAGGCCAGUUUUAUAUAUGAAGAAUUUUUAUAUUGUGGAAUUGAUGAUACAUAUAAAAAAUAUUGUCUCUUAUUAAAGAGAAAUGGAUCAAUGAAAAGACAAUAAUAAUGAUAAUAAAUA
Messenger RNA from Apis florea (little honeybee), 2185 nucleotides. RefSeq names its product general transcription factor IIH subunit 2 Ssl1 (gene Ssl1). Gene Ontology annotation, cellular component: transcription factor TFIIH core complex; transcription factor TFIIH holo complex. Gene Ontology annotation, biological process: nucleotide-excision repair; DNA-templated transcription; regulation of transcription by RNA polymerase II. Gene Ontology annotation, molecular function: zinc ion binding. The record is from RefSeq and is a predicted model, not a curated record. NCBI's taxonomy places the organism in Eukaryota, Metazoa, Arthropoda, Insecta, Hymenoptera, Apidae.